Molecule: messenger RNA, 2226 nt
Organism: Prunus armeniaca (apricot)
Lineage: Eukaryota; Viridiplantae; Streptophyta; Magnoliopsida; Rosales; Rosaceae
Source: the annotation of a GenBank genome assembly
AUGGGGGGAUGUGUUGCCUCUAAGCUAGAGGAAGAAGAAGGAGUAGUAACCAUCUGUCGAGAGAGGAAACGCCAGCUGAAGUUAGCAGUGGAGAAAAGAUGUGCUCUUGCAGAGGCACAUUGUAAGUAUUGUCAUGCUUUAUAUGCAGUAGCUGCAGCCGUAGACCUCUUUGUUGCAGGCUACUCUUCUCCUCCUUCACCUUUCCUCAUCACAUUUUCACCACACUCACCUCCUCCAAUCACUGAAAAUGUGAUAACCAACCCAAUGUUCCUUCAGCAAAGGCCAUCUGAGUCAACCCAUGAAGCCAUUACCUGUGCUUCAUGUGCUUCUUCAACAUCCUCAGAGUACUCUGAGGAAGAGAGAGAGGAGGAAGAAGAAGAAGUAAAAGAAGAAAAAGCAGAGGAGAGAGAAGAACAGGCUUGUGGGUACUUUUAUAUGCAAAUGCCACCAUCAAUGCCAUCUCCUCAGAGAGAUUUUGGGUGGGAUUUCUUUAACCCUUUUGACGCCGUGAGGCCGGAGAUUAUAAGCAGUUACAGGCGGAGCUCUGAAGAUGAUUUGAGGGUGGUGAGGGAAGAGGAAGGGAUACCUGAGCUAGAAGAGGAAGGGGUUCCUGAGCUAGAAAAGGAAGGGGUUCCUGAGCUAGAAAAGGAAGGGGAUAGAGAAAAAGAGCAAGAAAAGAAGGUAAUGGUGGUAGAAGAAAAUGUUGAUGCAGAGCAAGAAAGUGCAGGUGAGGUGGUGAAGGUAGUUGAUGAAGCUAAUGUGAGCCAUGGAGAGCAUAAAGGACUUGCUGUUGUUGAGACACCAGCUGAAGGAAGGGAGCUAUUGGAAGCAUUGAGGGACAUUGUUGACCUUUUUACUAGGGCUUGUGAUUCUGCAAAAGAUGUGUCUAGGAUGUUGGAGGCUAACAAAGUGCAAUUGCAGUCUGGUUUGGAGGAAAUAAAAGAGAACUCAACAAAGCUAAUUCAAGCUAUAGCAUGGCAUCAAUCGUCGUCAUCAUCCAAGCUUUCAUCAUGUAAGAGUCUCGUAUCGUCUAGCUCCAAGAGUUCUUCAACAUGGACAGAAUUUAAGAAUGAUCUUUUUGAUGAUUAUGGAGGAAUGGAUUCAGGAAGUCAUGCGCUUACUCUAGGAAGGUUAUAUGCUUGGGAAAAGAAGCUCUAUGAAGAAGUUAAGGCUGGAGAUAUCACACGGAAACUAUAUGAGAGAAAAUGCUCGCGACUUAAGCACCAGGAUAUAGGAGACGAUGACGCCAUGGACAAAACUCGAGCUGCAGUAAAAGAUUUAUAUGCUAGGAUCCUGGUUGCAAUUCGGAGUGCUGAGUCAAUCUCCAAGAGAAUCCAGAUACUGAGAGAUGAAGAGCUGCAGCCCCAAAUUGUUGAGUUGUUGAAAGGCUUAAUGCGCACCUGGAAAAUUAUGUUGGAAUGUCAUGAAACCCAAAACAAGAUUCUUUUUGAUGUGAAAUCUUUUGCCGGCUCCACGUAUGGAAAGUUCAGCAACAACUCUCACAGGCGAGCAACACUUCAGCUUCAGGUCGAGCUUCAGAAUUGGCAUGAAUGCUUUAAGGAGUAUGUUGCAGCACAAAAAGCAUACGUCGAAACUCUCCAUGGUUGGCUGACCAAGUUCGUGGUCCCUAAAGAGGAAUUCUACUCUAGGAGCAGUUCAGCUGUGCCAUAUGGGGUCAAUGGUCCACCAUUGCUUGUGAUUUGUCGUGAUUGGUUGGUUUCUGUGGAUAAAUUACCGGAUAGGGCGGUCACCAUUGCCUUGAAAAGCUUCGCAAAGGACGUGAGGGCUCUGUCUCUUCAGCAAGGGGAAGAACAGCAACAAAAAAGGAAAGUUGACAGCCUAGCAAAAGAGCUCGACCGGAGAAUUCUAUCAUUCCAGAAGACAGAGAGCAGGCUUCUUGAGCCAAAUCUUAUGGAACACAAAUGCGAGUCAGAUAUGGAACGACAGAGUGAGUCCUUGACAGAGAAGAAGGAGCAGCUAGACGUGUUCAGAAGAAAGCUGGAUGUGGAGAGGGAAAAACACCAAAAUUACAUGAAAGAAACUCAAAGGAUCACAUUGAAAGGAUUUCAAACUGGGUUUUGUGCAGUUUUUGAGUCCUUGUCCGAGUUCUCCAAGGCUUCUCAAAAAAUGUACAAUGAACUAGUUACUUGCAGUGAAAAUGCAGAAAAAGUUGGGAACCCAGCGUAUAUAGAAGGCACAAAGCAUGAAGAAAAUAGCAGCAGGUGA